AUAUUUUAGGCUCGUGGGAACAGAGAGAGAGAGAGAGAGAGAGAGAAAGAGAAAGAGGUAAACAAGGCAGACUAAACUAGAGGCAUGGAGCAGUGUGUGUCAGACCUGAGGGCGGAGCGAGAGAGGUGUUCCUUCAAGCAGAGUGAGAUAACACACCUUCUCGAUGGAGGAGAGGAGAAGACCAUGCAGAGGAGGAAGAUUGAGUCGGUGUUUUUAUCAGACCCAGCGUUCCUGGACACCACACGGCCAGAGUACCUGAGCCACACGGAGAGGUAUGCUAAUGAGUUACGGAAAGCGUGUUACAUGAUCAGGAAGUUUAAUGAAGAUGAGGAGAUACAGCAGCUGGUUGGACAGAUGGAUGGGAUUAGAACUUUAAUGGGGUCUGGCCUGGGUGUGGCUCUGACCAAGGACGGUAAUCCACUUGCACUCCACUUUGUAAUGUUCAUGCCAGCCAUAAUGGGCCAAGGAACAGUGGAGCAGCAGGGCAAGUGGAUGGGAAGGGCGUGGAGUGGCGAGAUCAUUGGAACAUAUGCGCAGACAGAGCUAGGUCAUGGCACCUUUCUACGGGGCCUGGAGACAACCGCCACUUAUGACCCGGCAACACAAGAGUUCGUCCUCCACUCACCCACCAUCACUGCUACUAAGUGGUGGCCGGGCGGACUUGGCAAGACAGCGAACUAUGCAGUGGUGAUGGCGCAGCUGUACACAGAGGGGAGGUGCCACGGCCCCCACCCCUUCAUUGUGCAGCUCAGGGACGAGGACACACACCAGUCCCUGCCAGGCGUGACCCUGGGAGAGAUCGGCCCUCGUCUAGGAAUGAACACAAACGACAACGGGUUCCUUCGCUUCAACCAUCACCGCAUCCCACGCACACACCUCCUCAUGAAGCACUCACAGGUGUUGGAGGACGGCACAUAUGUGAAGCCAGCGAGUAACAAGCUGGCGUACGGAACAAUGGUGUUUGUACGAGUGGCCAUCUGCUUUGACACUUACAGACAACUUCAGCGAGCCGUCACCAUUGCCACUCGCUACUCUGCCAUCCGCCGACAGUCUGAGCUGGUGCCAGGACAGCCCGAGCCACAGAUCUUGGAGUACCAGACACAACAACACAAGUUACUGCCUCUCAUCGCCACAGUGUUCGGGAUCCACUUUGCCGCCCAGAGUGUGUGGCAGACCUACAACGACGUCACUGGCAGUAUUCACCAAGGGAACCUGGACCUGCUGCCGGAGCUCCACGCCCUCUCUUGCGGUCUCAAGGCUUUAAGUUCAUCUGACGCAGCAAGCGGUGUUGACACUUGCCGACUUUCAUGUGGUGGUCACGGAUAUCUGGCCUCGUCAAACCUCCCUCGCAUCUACACCACCACCACUGCCGCCAUCACCUAUGAGGGCGAGAACACCGUCAUGUGGCUUCAGGUGGCAAGGUACCUCAUCAAGUCAUUCCGAGAGGCAAGACAGGGACAAACUCUGAGGCAUUCUGUGUCAUACCUCAGUCCACGUCCUGCCUCCACACACACUCCACCUCAGGCCCUCUCCAAUGCUGCGCUGGUGGAGGCGUUCCGAGUGGCUGUGUCUCAUUUGGUGGAGGAGGCAGCGACGCGACUCCAGGGCCACUGUGACGCUGGGAAGAUGUUUGAGCUGGCCUGGAAUGCUUGCUCUGUUCAGCUGGCCAGGUGUGCACAGGUGCACAUCCGUUACUUCACCUGCGAGGAGUUUCUGCGAGGGGUGGAGCAGGCGGAGGUGAGUGUGGAGACCCGUGGAGUGCUGAUGAGGCUGUGUCGACUCUACCUGGUCUUCCACAUCAUCGGGAAUCAGGGCGACUUUCUCAGGAGUGGCGCCCUGACCUCCGCUGACCUUGCCGGACUAGAAGAGGAACUGGCUGACCUCCUGGCUGCCCUCCGCCCUGAUGCUGUGUCUCUGGUGGUCUUUGACAUCCACGACCGCAUUCUGGACUCCACUCUGGGCUGCUGGGACGGCAAUGUCUAUGAGAGGCUGUUUGAGGAAGCCAAGAAAAGCCCCUUAAACCAGAAAGACGUGCCAGACGGUUACGACAAAUACCUCAGACCUCUUAUGAAAGCCAACCUCUAGACACACACACACACACACACACACACACACACACACACACACACACACACACACACACUUUUAAUCUUAGUAUUUGUGGACCAGAAAAUUUGAAGAGAGCAUUUAAAGAGAGAGAGAGAGAGAGAGAGAGAGAGAGAACAUGUAAGGAGAGAAAUAGAAAAUAGAAAAUGUGUGAGGAAAGGAGAGAAGAAUUAACAGAAGAUAAGUGAGAGAGAGAGAGAGAGAGAGAGAGAGAGAGAGAGAGAGAGAGAGAGAGAGAGUUAGCUUUCUAAUCGCACAAAGGUUUUCAGAUAGGCAAAGUUAAUAGCUGAUGCAAUACCUGUGAAAGAAAGAAAUGAAUAUAUAGAAGAGAGAGAGAGAGAGAGAGAGAGAGAGAGAGAGAGAGAGAGAGAGAGAGAGAGAGAGAGAGAGAGAGAGAAUAUUAGAGUUAGCUUAAUAAUGUACAGGAUAUACACAUGAGGUGAAAACAUGACAGUGUCUAAUUGUUGUGGGUUAUAUAAAGAAGAGUUAUUGAGUCAGUGAGUGAUUGACAUUUUAAGUGUAAUGUGGCAACCAAUGUACAGGAAAGAUGCAUGAGGGCUGAAAUAUAACAUAGACUAGACUAGAGGGUGUUGUGGAGGUGUUGUAGGGUGUUGUAGGGGUGUAUAGUUGUUAGUGCCGAGAAUUAUAGUUUUUUGUUAGUUUUGGGUGUUAUGUGUGAGUGUGUGUGUGUGUGUGUUGUUUGCCUGUCUGUCUGUGUGUUUGUCCAUCUAUACAGUGCCUGGCUGGGUGUGGUGGUUGUUCCCUCAUGCCAGGCACGCUGUAUGGUGACCCCAGCUGUGUUAUAACCAUGUUGAGUAAAUACUAAAUACUUUAUAUCAAUUUA
Messenger RNA from Portunus trituberculatus (swimming crab), 2950 nucleotides. RefSeq names its product probable peroxisomal acyl-coenzyme A oxidase 1 (gene ACOX1). Lineage: Eukaryota; Metazoa; Arthropoda; Malacostraca; Decapoda; Portunidae. The record is from RefSeq and is a predicted model, not a curated record. Gene Ontology annotation, cellular component: peroxisome. Gene Ontology annotation, molecular function: fatty acid binding; FAD binding; acyl-CoA oxidase activity. Gene Ontology annotation, biological process: fatty acid beta-oxidation using acyl-CoA oxidase; lipid homeostasis.